AUGCUAUCGCUGAAGGCGUCCAGGGCGGACAACUUCUACUACGGUAGUGUGGAGGACGAGCGCACCAAGAAGAAGAAAGAGGAGGAAAAAAAAAAAAAAAACAAAAAGGAUUAUAACGAAAUAAAAUUUGAAGUACCAUACACCAUUAUAUGUACUAAAUGCAAAUCGUAUGUCUACAAAGGGGAAAGGUUCAACAGUGAAAGGAGACAAGUGGGGUUCUACUUGAGUACCCCAUUUUAUUCCUUCACUUUUACAUGCAAGAAGUGCCCAAAUGUAAUUGUCUUUGAGACCAACCCAAAGGACUGCUCCUACGAUAUCAUCCAGGGAGCCAGAAAAAAAAACGAGCAGUUCGAAAAUGUCCUCACGGAGCAGGGACGCAAUAAUGUUAACUCCAUCGAUUUUGAAAAAAACAAAAAAAAAAAAAUAAAUCCUUUUCUGCUGUUAGAAGCUGAGGCCCUCCGGAAGAAGGGGCGCGAAGGUGAACAGGCUAACCGCCAGGGUGCAGAACAAGACACACCAUCGGGGGAAAGGCCACUUGGUUCAGAUGACACAUCACAUGAUGAACUUCCCACCGAUCACUCCUCAGGAGGUGAACUCCCCAACGAGGAGCAGUCGAACGGGGAGGAUGACCCCCCAAGUGAAGAAUACAUGAACGACGUUAUCAAACAAAACUACCGAAGGAACCAUAUUAUGAAAAACGACUUUUCUUGUAAUAGUAACUUGAGAAAGCAAUUGAGGGAUAUAAAGAGGGCAAAAAUUCAGGAGCUUCAAGAGCGCAAGCGGAAAAAUCUUUUUAUUGACAUUGUGGAAGGGGACCCCCUCGAGGAGGUACUCGUAAAGAAGUAUGUGCGCUAUGGGGAGAAGCUCAGACGGGGCAGAGGCACCCAGGGGAAGGACACCCAGAGAGAGGGCAUCCUUGCCAGUGGUAACCAUAGUAAGGAUCGCCCAGGGAUUGAUCCUCCCAUUAAACGGAAACUUGCAAAGAGUAACUUGAUAAAAAAAAAGAAGAGUAGCAUAUUUGACCAGAAGUAUCUGAAAAAGGGGAAGUAG
Molecule: messenger RNA, 1050 nt
Organism: Plasmodium knowlesi strain H
Lineage: Eukaryota; Apicomplexa; Aconoidasida; Haemosporida; Plasmodiidae
Product: CWC16 domain-containing protein, putative
Exons: 1
Coding region: 1-1050 (349 amino acids)
Biological process (GO): mRNA splicing, via spliceosome
Cellular component (GO): U2-type spliceosomal complex; post-mRNA release spliceosomal complex
Source: RefSeq, a predicted model, not a curated record